AGACUUGUAUGAACUGCGCUCAUUUACUUUAAAAAGUAAAAAGAAAGGAAAUAUAUUCUGUGAAUUACAGGGAACUACUGGAGACAGGAGGGGAAAGAGAGCGGGGAGGAGGAUUUUCUUCAAAAGAAACCUUGAGGUUUAGCGUUGAGAGCAAGUUGGCCAAGCGUGGAGGUUGUCCUCUAUUAAGACUUACUGUUGCUGGUAGGAGCGGUGCCUUAUGUUAGCCAAAUCGCAGGCUGUGGUUUGGAGAUGUGGAUUCAGUGAGCAUUUGCUUUAAAUUUAUGCAUAUUACUUAAUUAGUACUUCAAAUUUCAUGUCUCUUUAAAUGAUGAUGUUUUGAAAUCUAAAAAAAAAAAAAGGCAUGGCUUGUUAAGCAUCAUUGGUUUUUCCUCUCUCACAUUGGCAAGGGAGAUGUUGAUAUUCGUUUGGUUCUUUAUUUGAACUAUUUUUUUUCUGGCUAGAGAGAUUUGAGAGAGAAGAUAGUGGUAUAAUUCUCCUCUGGUUUUGCUUAGCUAGGGGAGUUUGUCUGGAGAUCUUAUUAUCAGAUUUCCAUUUCCAGGGCUGGAGAGCAAGAAUGGAUUGCAGUUUGCUUGGCCAGACUGAAUAUUGGCUUUUGUCUAAGUGGGUCAGGAUAGAUUGGGGGGAAGAAUGGCGUUUUCAGUAGAAAAGAGAUUUAAAUUGUCAGGAGGGAGACCUUUCUUAAUGAGAAAUGGCACAUCAUCAGCUUUGGAAAAAUCUGUAUGGAAAUAAUUCACGCUAUUUAAUUUCUCUGUUCUUUGCAGGUGUUCCAGUUUGUAUGCAGAGGUCCUUCCCAUUGUUUUCUCAGCAACCCAGCCUGGUAGUCUGUGCCUUUUAAGUAGAAGCUAUAAGGAGUGUGAUGUAGAUGACUGAAAUAUGUUGUAAAUAUUUUAUAUAGUAUGUAUAUUAUAUAAAACAAAAGUGUUUUUGAGGUGGGGAUAUUCUCUGCAAACAGUUCUUUUUUUUUCCUGUUUAUCAGUCAGUGCAUUGAAUGCAUUACUGGUGUUUCAACAAAUUAUAUGGGAUUCUCUUUCUGACACCUUGGGCAAACUGGUGUUACUGAUAGUAAGGGAGACCGUGAUCAAGAACUAUUAAUUGCAAAUGUCUCUCUUAACCACUGGUUUCUGGUUUUUAUUAUAGGAUACUUCUUGCAUAUCAGGCAUUGGGUAACUGUUGGUUGGGACAAAAUACCAGUGUAGAUGAGAGUCAAUAUUGCAUGUUUAGGAUGCUGAGAAACAAAUCGCUUUACUCUUGGUAUAGACUGUUAUCAAUCAUUGACUCAUUUAAACAUCGUCAUUUUUGCAUCGUAUUUAAGUUGAGAGUUGGAUGUUUUGAAGCGUAGGCUGUUUUCUGCUGGGUGUAGUGUUUGUGACAGCUGUGGGCUUAACCAAAUGCAAGUUAGGGGAGGGCUAAGCAGAGUGUAAAUGAUGACAGUCAGGGUCAGAGAUGGAAAUUGGUAUACUCAUUCUGGAAGGGCAUCCUACAUCUUUCCUGAAUGUCCCUGGUUACCUGAAUUAGAGAAAGAUAAGUAGACACAACCUCCUGAUUAAACAUCUCUUUUAUUUCUUGUUAAUGACUCUUGUAUUUCUCUCAAGGUAAGCACCUAGUUUUCAUAGACCAGCAAAGUAGUGACUUGAGACUGCAUGUAGUCCCUUUCCUUGGGCACCUUGUGGAAAAAACAGUUGUAGAGAAGUAGGAAGUAUUCCUGACUUUGUGUCUUAUAAAUAGGCUGGAAGCGGAGGGGAUAAGCCUGCAUCACACAAGUGAGUUCACCAUGGACUUUCUCCAUAUUGUGUGGUUAAUGCAUGGACCACCCUUAGAGCUGUGUUUUAAAUCUUCCAACAUAACAAGUGUUAGGUUAACACAUAUGAAAGCCAGGAGAAACCACAUUCUUGAGGGUUAUGUGGAACCAUAGGUUUCUAUAACCUCUUAAAGCACAGAAGACAUUUGGAAGAUUACUUUGAACCCAAAUUUUCAUCUACUUGGAGUGAGUAAUAAACUCGUAAAUACAUUUAAUAUAUCUCAGUUACUGCACUUCACAAUCAAAAUUCAGAGUUGUGCAUCUGUUUCACGCAGUAUUGAAUUUGAACUUGAUUUUGACAUGGAACCAGAGAGGACUCUGCAUUCUUACAGAGUGAAGCGAUGCUUCUAAAAGAUUCUUUUGUAGAAGGGAGUAAUGAUCACAGAGAUGUCUCACUUAACCUUUUCACAUGCAGGUGGACGUUAAAUGUGACUUGGGGAUAGGUAGCUUGAGAAUUGAAGAGUUUAUGCUGCUGAGCUACUCCAUAGAACCAGAGUAAGAGUUAUCCUGAUGGAAAAAAGAGUCCAAGUCUCUCCACCAUUAACAAGAGGACCAAGUGCCUUUAUACCAGAGAAUGAGGUGAUGCAAGCAAAUGGUUUGGAUGAACGUACUAAUCUUCUUGUGGAAGAAUACUCUACAUCUGGUCGCCUGGACAACAUCACACAGGUCAUGAGUAUCCACACGCAGUACCUGGAGUCUUUCCUCCGCAGCCAGUUCUACAUGCUGCGCAUGGAUGGGCCUCUUCCUUUGCCAUAUAGGCACUACAUUGCUAUAAUGGCCGCUGCCAGACAUCAGUGUUCCUACCUAAUAAAUAUGCACGUUGAUGAGUUUUUGAAGACUGGUGGGAUUGCAGAAUGGUUGAACGGUUUAGAAUACAUUCCCCAAAGGCUGAAAAAUCUGAACGAAAUAAACAAACUCCUUGCACACCGGCCCUGGCUGAUCACGAAAGAGCACAUUCAGAAACUUGUCAAGACUGGGGAAAAUAAUUGGUCUCUUCCUGAACUGGUGCAUGCUGUUGUCCUGUUGGCACAUUAUCAUGCCUUGGCAAGUUUUGUAUUUGGUAGUGGCAUUAAUCCAGAGAGAGAUCCGGAUACAUCUAAUGGAGUCAGACUUAUAGCAGUCAACAACUUCUGUGUCUGUGAUCUUGCCAAUGACAACAACAUAGAAAAUGCAUCCCUCACAAGUAGCAACUUUGGGAUUGCAGAUUCCCUAAGUGAGCUGGAGGCCUUGAUGGAGAGGAUGAAGAGACUACAAGAAGAUAAAGAGGAUGAAGAAGCCUCUCAGGAAGAAAUGGACACUCGCUUUGAGAAGGAGAAGAAGGAGAGUCUGCUUGUAAUUAGCGGAGCAUUUGAUGAUGAAAUAGUUUCUACAGAUGUCUCCCGCUACGUUGAGGAUCCUGGGUUUGGGUACAAAGACUUUGCACGGCGAGGAGAAGACCAUCUGCCAACAUUCAGAGCUCAGGACUAUACUUGGGAAAAUCAUGGCUUUUCCCUUGUAAACAGGCUUUAUUCUGAUAUUGGGCAUCUCCUCGAUGAGAAGUUCCGGAUGGUGUAUAACCUCACGUAUAACACUAUGGCAACACAUGAAGAUGUUGAUACAACUACGUUAAGAAGAGCUUUAUUUAACUAUGUCCACUGUAUGUAUGGAAUCAGGUAUGAUGACUAUGAUUAUGGAGAAGUUAAUCAGCUACUUGAACGCAGCCUGAAGGUUUACAUAAAGACAGUGACCUGCUACCCGGAGAGAACUACCAAGCGCAUGUACGAUAGUUACUGGCGUCAGUUCAAGCACUCGGAGAAGGUUCACGUCAAUCUACUUCUAAUGGAAGCUCGUAUGCAAGCAGAACUUCUGUACGCCCUUCGUGCCAUAACUCGUCACUUAACCUGAAGCAUUCACUGGGAGGGAGUAAAGGAAUUUUUACUGAGUAUGUAAAGACCUUUUGAAAUAGAUACACACCAGAAGCUGUUUGUGAUGUAGCAUCAGGUUAUUCGAUUCUAUAGUGUCAAAGUUUAGCCGUGUUUCUUGACGGCUGUAAUGUGCAAUGACGUGUUUUAUUUUCUUGAUGCUUAACAUUACUAAUGAUAACAAAAGUAACACUGAGGAGCACUACUCUGCAUUGUUUCCAGUUGGAUUUCUGCACGGUGGUCAGAAUCCUAAAACUCUUUUUAUUAUAUUCAAUUCUAGCGCUUUGUUCUUUAAGCAAGGGAGUGAAGUGCUUAGAGACUUCUUUUCCAAGCAAUCAUUUUUCAGAUUAGUGGAGUCCAGCAGAAGAUCGGUUCUGCCUGUUCUGAGAGCGUGCCACCAGCUCAUAACUCUGACAGAGAUGCACGUGCUGUGUUGCAUUGAAUUGCCCACUGGAUUCUUCUGUGUCUCCUGGAGACUGCCUGCCAGUCACUGUCUUACUACAGCAAUUGAAGGUGAUGUGAAAUGUGGAUGCAAAACCUUGACCACGCUUUAAUGUGAAAUUAAUCAUGACAAAUUCUACAGCAUGCUACUGAAGUGCAAAAGUCAUCUGCUUUAUCGUGUCUCUUCCCGAGAGGAGAGCCCUCACAGUUUGCCAUUUCAGCCACACUUAACUGUGUUGGAAUCAUGCCUAAUCUUGUUUUACUGACAGCCACCCUCAGUUGUCUUUACAAUGUCCAUGCUCAUCACACGUUGCAGUUUGUUGAGUUGGCACCUAUAAAGCUGAUAAACAGGCUGACCAAAAAUAGGGUUGUUGGGUUCUUGCACUCUCUUCUUUCUCAAUGUUAUAAGUAAGGAAAGUAAAGGAAGGCUAGCGUAUCUGUUCCGUCGUAUUGGAUGUAUAGGAAUUUAUUUCCCAUAACUUCUUCAUAGCAUGAAAUUUUAAUAUUCAAAGCUUAAAAAGUUUCUAUGCAUUAGUGUGGGUGAACAAAAGAAAAGUGCAAUAUUAAAAAAAAGCAAGCUUUUUUCCCUAUCAUGUCACUGCUAAAGUGUCCUUCUUCUAUAGCCAUAAAGAAAUUGUAAAACCAAAUUUCUUUAUUGUCUAAGGCCUAGCAGUUUUGUUUUAGCUUUCGUGGCUUAAGACAACCUGAUACUGAGAUGCCAAAGCAUCCCCAAAGCAAAGCAUUCUUAGACAACUGGUAAUAUUGGGGAAGGGAAGAAAUAAGCUGCCAAAAAUGUCACACUUUUGUGCUGUUUUCUGUUGCUUUUGACUAGUUUUAAGAGCACAAAAUGCUGAUAUUUAUAGCUUUAUUUUGUAUUGCAUUUAAUGAACCAGUGAAGUGCCUAAAGAGAUGCUUAAGCUUACCCAGUAGGAUGUAAGUUGUCACUGCAUAAACUUUUGCCUCUCGGUUUGGACUUUCCAUAGUACUUUGAGGAGAGUGACCUUUCUUUCUGUUGCAUACACGCAGAGCUAGCUGGAUAGGUUUACUUUUAAUAUUCCACGGUAUUUUAGGAGAUAGUACAGGAUUUCUAUCUGCUGAUUACAGCAUAGUUCUUGAAAAACGAUGCUAUUACCAGUGCAGUCAUACUUUGCAUUGAGAAAAUCAUGGACCAGUAUGCAGCUGAAGGUGGUUUGCUUCCCUUUUCCCGAGGCUGUGCCGUGACUUCGCAUGUCGGUUUCUCCGCUCUGUCCAUCUGCUCCAGGUGGGAAGGCUGAAUGACUGUACGCCCGGCUGCGCUUUCCAACUGCAGGCCCUGCAUGUGGACAGCUUUUGAGGAAGAAAUCAGUAAUUUUUCUUUCUUUCUGAAAUGUAACGUUGGCUAUUUAGACAGCUACCUGGUAGACAGCAUUAGAGUCUCUUCUAGAGAGAUCGCCGGAUAAGACAUCAGAUGUGUUUAUUUUUAUAGCUGACUGCAGAGAUUCCUCAGAAGCGUUAGGACAUGAGGAUGUAUGAACUUAGGUUAACCUUCUUAUUCCUACCUAUUGUAACUGUAGUGGCCGCACUGAAUGGCUUUUGUGCAUACAGCAGGUCUUUUGAGAGGCCUCGUCAUGCAAUACUUCUGCUUCUCUUUUCAAGUGAUGAGAACUGUACAGUACUACUUUAAAUCCCUUUGCUUUGAAAAGUCAAGUAUUUCUCAAGAAGCACAGCUGAGCUCUGGAAAGGAGGUGAAACUACAUUUGGGUAAGGAAUAUGACCACUUAGUUUCCCUUCAGAAAUGCGAAGGCUCUUAGAAUAGGUUGGGUUUUGUGUUUGGAAACAUGAGUGCCUUUACUUCUUUCCUUAUGAAAUAGACUUGCCAACUCGGAUGCCUUCUGAGCAAAGUACAUGAGCAGAUUUGAAAUACAGAAACCAUAAAUGGAUCGCUCCAUAAAAUUUGUAGUAAAUCAGUAAUCUUUUUCUUUAAGUGCCAUAUCAAGUCACAUAUGGCCUGCGAGACAUUCCACUGUAGGAAAUGUCAAGUAGUUUGCUAUUCCUUUUUUUUUUUUUUUUAAUAUUAAAAGCAAACUUGAAACUUCUGAAAAUGUUUUCCAUGUGGCAUUUUUUUUUCCAGACUAUUGCAUUUACAGCAUAACAGUUUAUAGCUUAGUUUUUAUACUCAGAUUUAUGAUUUUUAAUAGACGUUUGUUCAGAAUAGAUCUUUAAAGUCAUACAGUUCUACCAUAUGCUUCAUGCAUGCUUUGGGCUCACACUGUGCCAAAUUUUCACGUGCAAAUGUUCUUGGAUUCUUUGCAUUUUGAAAGCACUCGUGAAUGUGAAUCUUCACGCUUUGAUCAUUAAUAUUAUUCUGAAGAGUACAGUAAUUGUUGGAAGUGUAGAUACCCUCUAUCUGUGUUCCUUUAUUGGAAUUGAUAUUUACCAGCAUUAAUGUUAGUGCACAAAAUCCCAGCUGUGACCAACAUCAAACAAAGUGUGCAGUCUCCUGCCUCUGAAGAGAAAGCUCGUUAGGUACAAAUUAACUAGCUAGCACAGAGAAUGUAAGUAGGGAAUAGAGCUUUUGAGCUGGGACAGCUUCUUAUCAUUGCAGAAUCACUGUAAAAUGUGCGUUCUGAUUGAUGGAGUACCCCUGCACGUAGCAGGGGGGUUGAAACUCAAUGAUCAUUGUGGUCCUUUUCAACCCAUUCUAUGACUAUGAAAUUGAUCCUUUUUUUUCUUGGUAAUGAAGAGAAGUGGAAAAGAUACUAAUUGGAGGAAACAUUUGCAUUUGCCAGAAUACUCUGCCCACAGCUGGACAUCACAAGAGUGUCAUCAUGCUGGAACAGAGACCAUUUCAAACGAAGAUAGAAUUUGGGAGCUAGCUAUUGAAAGAGGUGUUGAGGUAGCCUAUGGAAAUUUCGGUAAGCUGUAGAUGGAUUUAUUUUUAGUGGUUCAAAAGUCCUAAAGCCUUCUUUAAAAUGAAGAGGAUGUACGUUCAGCUUUAAGAACUAGCAGAUUGCCACAUCAGCUCUUCCCAUGUAUUAAAAAAGUCCUUAAAGCACAGGAAAAUCCAUGAUUAUAAACAACUAUAAAUGUAGGCCUCGGUACAAAUUUAGAACAGAUUAGAGUAGCAGAGAAAGGAACACAUUUUGCUUCUCUCUUACUUGAGUGCAGAAGGUCACAACGCCAGAUUCUUCAGUAGUAGUUUUGCUCAUAGCAGUACUGAGAGAUGCUUUCAUGGAACUGGGGAAGAUGGGCAUGUUGCCAGAGUUUCAGUGGGAAUUGAAGCUAACUGAGCAUUCAGCAAAAUUCUGCAAGGUGCCCACUUGCAUUUUUGAGUGAGAUUUUUAUAGAUACUUAAUCACCUACGUUCAAUAGAAUACAAGCAGUUUCCAUAGAGAUUAAGGGAAUAAUAUAAAGCAGAUCCAUGUGAUUUGCAGCAAUUGUUAACAAAAUGGCUUUUUGGGGAGGCUUAAAAUAGAGAAAUCUUUCCAAAAUAGAGAAAUCUUUCCAAAAGAAGUUAAGCUGUAAGCUGCUGCUCCUGCAAAACAGGUUUUUGUUUUUCAUGCAUGUGUGUUUUCCAUGGACAUGGACAUGCGUUUCAGGCUCAUAUUCCACAGUUUGGACUCCCUUUUUGAAGAGCUGGAUUAUUUCACCUCUGCUUGCAAAAAUCAGCUGCCAUUAGCAAAUGGAUAGCUUGUGCCAGGACUGAAGAGUUUUGGCCAGGUGAAUAUAUUCCAGAUCUUCUUAAAUUCAAGUGAUUUUCUUUCAGAUGCUUUCCUUAGGUGUUCAGAUCCUUCUCCACUAAAUAAGGGAUGAUGUUGCACAAAAUGGAGGUGGGGUUGGAUUCAUAGUAAAGGAACUUUCCCUGAAUAUAUCUGUUAAAAUUGGUUUGCCAUUAACUGUCAUUCCAAGAGCUGGACAAAAAUUGACAGUUUUCCCCAUCUGAGCUUUUGAUUUAUUCUUCCUAAUGUAACCAACAUGGUAUGGUGGUCUAAAGAGAUGCACCCAACAGUUCUUUCACCUUUGGACAUUUUAAAUGAAGCUUUUCCUCUGCAGUUGAAAAUUAAUUUGACACUUCAUACCUACUGCAUGGAUCACAGUGGUGGGAGAUGGAAAUAGCACAGUAGCAUGAGGAAACCUGAGGUGCGUCUUGAACAGUGUUAAUUUAUUUCUUAGAGCAAGUUUUCUUGCCUUGCCAUGAUGCAGCUGCUCCCUCAGUGCACAUCAGAUCUCUCUUGCAGGCAUUUAAUCCUUCUGCUGCUCACCAGAGGCAAAAACCGUUGUUUUUCAGCCUGCUGCCACCACCCCACCUUACAUGCUUCCUAUCAUCCCAACUUGCAGAGACAGCCUUGCAGCCAUAACCUUGUAAAACAGUGUAAAACAACAUACAGUUCUUACAUUACCAUCCAUUGCUGAGUUCAGAGGACCUUCCUCCUGUUCAGAAACACUUAAUUCCAGGAUCGGGUUAUUUCUGGGCAGGAAAUCUAAAUCUAGUGUAAAGUAUGACACUUAGUACUUGCUUAAAACAUUGAAGUAGUUUCUGCUAGUAUUGCAUCAAGUUCCACCUGUGGAAUUAGGGGAAUAACCCAGUGGAUUCACUGACAAAAUGCUUUCUUUGGCAAAACACACAAAGGCUCAGAGAGCCUUUGAGCUGGGCAGGCUUCUUACAGGGAGUUGUCAUGGGAAUUUUGAGUUGCUUGUGUGCAGUGUGGAUGGGAGUGGGGCAGGCACCAACAGGGCCCUUCUCAGCUGCUCUUUGUGCUCCCCGUAGUUGGACAGAUGCAGAUGGCCUUCAGAACAAAUGGAUUUGGGGUUUUUCAUUUAUUCGAGGGAUAACUCCGAUUGCAAACUUAGAGUAGUUACUUGAGAUGCAGACACAUUUGGGUGUUGAUCAGAGCUCAUGGAAAAUAGGAAUCCAAAUUCUGCCUUUGUUCUUUAUGAUAGGUCAAGCCAGUAUUUAAGUUGCCAAUGAAUAUACUUAUUGUGGGCAGAAGCUCUUGCUGUAGGAGUCAGAAACAGGCUUUCUCGAGGGGAUGCACCUGGUAUAGGAGAAUGUUGACGCUUGGGUCAGUUAGAGAAGCUUCACUGAUGUGUCUGAAAGGUUUGUAUGUAUAUCUAUGUGUAGAGGAGGCAGUAAGAAAUACUUUUUUCCAAGAUUUCCUCAGAUGAAACCCUGAGCUGCUCUGGAAAGCUUUUCCCUUUUCUUACUCCAUGGAUGGAGAGGGGAAGGGAACCUUUCUCAUGUGGUUGCAUAAAGCAUGCUCCUCAUUCACCACUCCAUGCUCAUGCCGUGCCACCAGACGCAAACCAGCCUUCCUUUCCGCUUCCCUCCCCAUCCAUUGCCAGGUGAGUGGGGCUGCGGAGGGCUGGAGGCCCCAGAGAAGUGGUGGGUGCCCCAUCCCUGGAGGCAUUCAAGGCCAUGUUGGAUGGGAUCCUGGGCUGCCUGAUCUGGUGGAUGGCAAUCCUGCCCACGGCAGAGGGACUGGAACUGGGUGGGCUUUAAGGUUCCCUCCAACUUAAGCCGUUCUAUGAUUCUGUUUUCCUAUGAGACACUCCAGCAUCCAGGGCAAAAAGAUGUUCCCACAGGGAAACCAAAAUGAUUAGGCUGCAUCCCUUGGACUCUGUGAGGCACAGGCACCAAUAUUCCACGCCUAUUGAUCGGAACUGGAUAUAAAUGGUAGCUUAAAAAAAAAAAAUAGGAAUUCUGUAAACUUGAAAUCUCUCAGUUUUACCCUUUCUCCUCUUGCUGGAGAGCUAUAUAAUGAAUGUAUAUGCUUUAUCUUUCUAUCUGACAUAACUGAAAAUCAGACUGCCAACUUCUUGUUUUGUAUUAGCCUCUUUUUUUUUUUUUUUUUUAAGGAAAAAAAAAGUUUGUGAGCAAUAUAUGUAGCAUGCUGUGAACGUCUGUUUUUGAUCUUUAUAGUUACUCUUUAAUUCAUCAGUAUUAACACCAGUUCUUUUUUUGUGUUUCCCUUGGUACUUUGUACGCAGUGUAAUCAGAAGCUGUGAUGGGCUCUGCAGUCCCGUGCUUUGUUACUGUAACUCCUUGAUUUCUAUGAAGCACCUGACUGUGGGCCACUGGGCGGGCAGUGCGGCCGUACACCACUGCCACUUUUCAAUCUCUUGUACUAUGUAUAGUUUUAAGUAGAAUAAGCUUUUUAACAGAAUAUUGAUGCGGUUUAUGAUUCACACCGGCUGCGAGCGUCUGGUGAGUGAGAGUCUUUGUAUUUAUAGUUGUUGGGGGGGUUUUGUUCUGUUGUUUUGUUUUUUUGUUUUUUUUUUUAAUUCAUAAGGUAGCAAACUUGAUAAACAUAGCCACUUUAAACUGCUCGUGCUGAACACACCCUGCUGUAGGUGGAAUACCACUGUCGAUGCGGGAGGAGCUCCGGCAGUGCUGAGCUGGCAUUGCCCGGCCAUGUUGGGCCAUGGCUGCGCAGGCCAUAGCUGCGAGGCCCGGCCCUCCUCGCCUCAGCAGGCCGCUUCAUCUCCUCUGCACAGAGCACCCUGAGUGCUGUGGAAGCCUUGCUGGCGAGGAGGGACAGACAGACAGGCAGACAGAUGGCCCAGCGCCUGGUCAGCCCGCCAGGCCGAGGUGGGGAGCGUAGCUCCCAAGUCUCUCUGCAGUACACAGGCGGGCCUCUGGUUUGACGGCCACAAAGGCUGGCUCGCUUAGGGCAGCAAUUGCUCCCCAUUCAGGUGGUUCUCCGGAGACAGCCUUGGUCUGAGCCUCCUGUCAGCAGCACGGUGCAGGGCCAUCCCGGCAGGAAGGCAGCUCCCUGCUGACCGCAGCUCUCCCCUCUGGAGGGGGAGCGCCUCGUUCCACAGCUGCUGCCAGCUCUGCCCUGUCUGGGGACAGAAGGAGAAAGACAAAGCUCUGGUCCUGCUGCUCCGUCCCACCACAUCCCCUGCAGCUCUGCUCUCUGCAGGGCGAUGGGUGGCACAGGGACACGUCCCUGCAUUGUCCCUUGUCCCUCUGGGCAGAGCUUGCGGGGUCUGUGCUGUAGCGGAGGUUUGCCUGCAAGGCAUGGCAGCUGCUAGGAGUGAACUGUGGGUGUCCACAGCAGCUUUUACCAUUUUUUUUUCUGUUUUUGCUGAUUGGUAUUUUUUUCUCUUUAUUUUUUUUCCUUUUUUUUUUUUUUUUUUGCAGAGAACAGACUGACCUGGUGGGAUGGGGGGUUUUUUUGUGCGUGUGACUUUUUGUUUUAGUUUUUAAGUUACCCGACUUGAAUUUAUCUGAACAGAUGCAGAAGGAACUUUUUUUGUGAGUUAAGAGACAACAAUGCAUUUUUAAACAAAGGAAUCAUGUAUUAACAUUUUAACAGCAAUUCAUAAAUCUGCACUUUUUAUGAGGUUUUGAAAAAUCUAUUUAUAGGUACGGAACAAUGGGGUUUGUUUAAAACUGUAUUGCAUUUAUACUUGCUGAAAUUACUUUCAUUGUUAUCAGUAGGAAUUUCAUUGGUUAAAUAAAACUGAUAAAACCUG
Messenger RNA from Gallus gallus (chicken), 11619 nucleotides. It is a transcript of the gene SESN3, whose product is annotated as sestrin 3. Gene Ontology annotation, cellular component: nucleus. Gene Ontology annotation, biological process: regulation of response to reactive oxygen species; cellular response to L-leucine; negative regulation of TORC1 signaling. The record is from RefSeq and is a predicted model, not a curated record. Lineage: Eukaryota; Metazoa; Chordata; Aves; Galliformes; Phasianidae. The transcript is spliced from 10 exons. The coding region runs from base 2330 to 3703 and encodes 457 amino acids. Gene Ontology annotation, molecular function: L-leucine binding; oxidoreductase activity, acting on peroxide as acceptor.